CACAUCGCCACCAUGGAUUGACAGUUAUCUUCCCGAUUAUUGCAUGCUGAGCCCAACGUCGUGUUGAACCCGUCAUAGGGCCCGUCAUCGAACCCUCGGCCUCAAGCACGACCGUUCUCGCGCACACAUAUGUAAGCACAGUCGGCGAGCGCAGCGCGCACAUCAGAGCCCGCUGCGCGUUGCACUCCCCCGUUUUCAAGUCCUAUUCUGCGUACCCGAUAUGCUGCCCGACGGGCUGUACACCAUCGUUUGCAAGGCAAGUGGCUGCAAAGUCGGUCGGCACCUCGUCGAAGCCAAGACCCUCCUGCCGAAACGGGUGAUGGUGCUCAGACCUGAGGGUAGUCUCAGAGGGGCAUCCGAGGCCCCAUGGCUCAUCCAGCGCACCGGCGAAAAGGACACAUACAAGAUGCAGGCGGGCGGGGCGCUCGUCGGCGCCCUCAAGUCGAGGCUCGUUGCACACUUGACCACGGAGGAGGAUGCUAACACGUGGGUCAUUACCCACCGCCCAGAGUUCGGUGAUCAUUGCUUCACGUACACGCGAACCCGUGGCUUGACCCGUGCAUGUCGACUGAUAUACCCGCGAUAUCUAGGAUCCAGAAGCCUGACCUGUCUGCGGGAUGGAUCGCGAGUCGUCUUGAGAACGAGACCCCGGUAG
Molecule: messenger RNA, 655 nt
Organism: Phanerochaete carnosa HHB-10118-sp
Lineage: Eukaryota; Fungi; Basidiomycota; Agaricomycetes; Polyporales; Phanerochaetaceae
Exons: 2
Coding region: 221-655 (144 amino acids)
Molecular function (GO): serine-type endopeptidase inhibitor activity
Source: RefSeq, a predicted model, not a curated record